GAUGAUUUAAACGGCUAACCUACCUGCUCCGUAUGAGAGCAACAAUUAACAAAAUUAAGAGACGUCUAGACUCUAGACAGCUGCGGCGGGCGUGUGGUUUUGACUUUUGGAUCAUUCAAUGGCGUCAAUUUUGAGCAUGGUGGCUGCGCCUGGAUUCUGUUACAGCAAAUCACCGAUGGUGGGAGCAGCUACUGUAACGGCGAGGCCUAGGCGCCUGGUGGUUGUGAGGGCGGAGGGUCAGGGUAUAAAUCCAGAUAUCAGGAAGGCAGAAGAGAAGGUGGUGGAUUCCGUUGUCGUCACAGAACUCUCUAAGCCUCUCACCGCUUAUUGCAGAUGUUGGAGGUCAGGAACAUUUCCUCUGUGUGAUGGAUCACAUGUAAAGCACAACAAAGCUACUGGGGAUAAUGUUGGGCCUUUGCUUUUGAAGAAGCAGUAACACUAUUUCUCUAUUUGCUUUCUCAGAGCUAUUGAGUUAUUCUUCUUGUUUGGCUUAUUUAAACUUAUUAUGAACUACUGAAUGGUUUGCCCAAUUGUACUUUGGCCUACAUUCAUUGAGUCUUUCCUUGUUUUCCAAUUGAUCAACCUAGAUUAUCUUGUACUACGCACAACACAAAGAAAACUCAUAAAUUUGUCUUCUAAA
Mangifera indica (mango) is the source of this 640-nucleotide messenger RNA. Its product is annotated as CDGSH iron-sulfur domain-containing protein NEET. Gene Ontology annotation, molecular function: 2 iron, 2 sulfur cluster binding. Gene Ontology annotation, biological process: regulation of autophagy. The transcript has 2 exons. Lineage: Eukaryota; Viridiplantae; Streptophyta; Magnoliopsida; Sapindales; Anacardiaceae. The record is from RefSeq and is a predicted model, not a curated record. Gene Ontology annotation, cellular component: intracellular membrane-bounded organelle; mitochondrial outer membrane. Bases 119 to 436 code for a protein of 105 amino acids.